Molecule: messenger RNA, 345 nt
Organism: Pediculus humanus corporis (human body louse)
Lineage: Eukaryota; Metazoa; Arthropoda; Insecta; Psocodea; Pediculidae
Exons: 2
Coding region: 1-345 (114 amino acids)
Biological process (GO): neuropeptide signaling pathway
Cellular component (GO): membrane
Molecular function (GO): neuropeptide receptor activity
Source: RefSeq, a predicted model, not a curated record
AUGGUUGUUUUUAUUUUUUUUAUUUUUAGGGAACUUCAAAUUCUUUAUAAAUUUUCCGUUUUAUCACAAUGUUUGGGAGAUAUGAUAAUGGCGAUAUUCGUCGGUUUGAAUUCUAUAAAUAAUUUCAUACAGGAUACUGUUGCUUGGAAUUUCGGAGGUUUCAUGUGUAGUUGGACGCCAUACGUCACGACAAUGUCAGCAUUAUUAUCAUCUCUCAUUCUGACGUGUAUAGCAAUCGAUAGGUAUCAGGGAGUUGUUCUUCUUUCGAAAAAAUUCAAUCCGAAAUAUACGGAAGCUUUUAUUAUAGUUGCUUGUUUUUGGUUGGUAGCCGGCGGUAAGUGGUAG